Messenger RNA from Cryptosporidium ubiquitum, 675 nucleotides. RefSeq names its product basal transcriptional activator RRM domain-containing protein. The record is from RefSeq and is a predicted model, not a curated record. Gene Ontology annotation, molecular function: RNA binding. The transcript has a single exon. Gene Ontology annotation, cellular component: nucleolus. NCBI's taxonomy places the organism in Eukaryota, Apicomplexa, Conoidasida, Eucoccidiorida, Cryptosporidiidae. Gene Ontology annotation, biological process: endonucleolytic cleavage to generate mature 5'-end of SSU-rRNA from (SSU-rRNA, 5.8S rRNA, LSU-rRNA); endonucleolytic cleavage in ITS1 to separate SSU-rRNA from 5.8S rRNA and LSU-rRNA from tricistronic rRNA transcript (SSU-rRNA, 5.8S rRNA, LSU-rRNA); small-subunit processome assembly. Bases 1 to 675 code for a protein of 224 amino acids.
AUGAGCCCAGAAGAAACUACUAAAGAAUUAGAAACUAAUAAUGAGAAGAGUGGAAUUUUAUCUGCAUUUGAAAACGUCAUUAAUGAUGAAAAAAAUAGAGGAAUUAUAUAUAUUUCCAGAAUCCCUCCUAAAAUGCAACCUCAUAAUAUUAGAGAAAUUAUGUCCAGAUUUGGGGAAGUUGACCGAAUUUUUUUGAGACCUGAAGAUAAAUCAAAACAUGAACAGAGAAUCAAAAUGAAGGGUGGAAACUACAUUAGAUAUAUUGAUGGUUGGGUUGAAUUUAAAGAUAAGAAAGUUGCAAAAAUGGUUGCAAGCUCACUAAAUAACACCAAUAUUGGAGGCAAAAAGAGGCAUAAUGCUUGGAGAGAUGAUAUCUGGUGUAUUAAAUAUUUAUCUAAUUUUAAGUGGCAUAAUCUAACAGAGCAUAAAAGAUACUUAAAAUCUGUUAGAAAAACCAAACUCCAAGCCAGAAUUACCCAAGUCCAAAAAGAAAAUAAUUUUUACCUCCAACAAGUCGAGAAAGCUAAUCGAAUAAAAAAACUCGAGAAAUCAAAUACUAUUCAUCUAUCUGAACAAGGAAAUCCCAACUCUAACAAAUCAAGAACAUAUGAGAAACCACUCAUUGAAAGUAAUGAGAGUAAAAUUAGUAAAAAGUCACUCACAAACUUACUUUGA